Colletotrichum chrysophilum is the source of this 1428-nucleotide messenger RNA. RefSeq lists its product as uncharacterized. Bases 1 to 1428 code for a protein of 475 amino acids. Gene Ontology annotation, biological process: tetrahydrofolate biosynthetic process. The transcript is spliced from 3 exons. NCBI's taxonomy places the organism in Eukaryota, Fungi, Ascomycota, Sordariomycetes, Glomerellales, Glomerellaceae. The record is from RefSeq and is a predicted model, not a curated record. Gene Ontology annotation, molecular function: dihydropteroate synthase activity; 2-amino-4-hydroxy-6-hydroxymethyldihydropteridine diphosphokinase activity. Gene Ontology annotation, cellular component: mitochondrial envelope.
AUGCCCGCCGUCCAGACCCGGUCCGCCUGCUGCGGCGGUGGAUGCGGCGGCAAGCGUGUCGAGCGCCCGAGGGGCCCGACGACAGCCUACAUUGCCCUCGGCAGCAAUCUCGGCGACCGCGUCGGCUGGAUCGAGAAGGCCUGCGCCGAGAUGGACCGUCGAGGCAUCAAAGUGAAGCGUACAAGCAGCCUCUGGGAGACGGAGCCUAUGUAUGUAUUAGACCAGGAUAGAUUCGUCAACGGCGCAUGCGAGGUUGUGACCGACCUGGAACCCCUGGCCCUUCUUGAUGAACUGCAGGACAUUGAGCGCACUCUGGGUCGCCAAAAGCUGAUCGACAAGGGCCCGCGAAAUAUUGAUCUUGACAUCCUCAUGUAUGGCGAUGAGAAAAUUGAGCAUCCGCGUCUCAAUGUUCCCCACAUCGGUAUCCCUGAGCGGGAGUUUGUCCUGCGACCUCUCGCAGAACUCAUCCCUCAUAAGCCCCUCUACGCAUCAAAUCCCUGGAAACUCACCCUCGACUACCUCAAUGAGCUGCCACCUGCAGCAGCACCCCUUUCGCCCUUGACUCCCAUCUCCGCCGGCCAACAAGCCCUUGUGACACUCACGCCUACCCGCAAAACUCAUGUCAUGGCAAUCAUCAACGCCACCCCAGACUCCUUCUCUGACGGCGGGGUCCACACUCCUGACAACCUCAUCUCAACACUGCAAUCCUUUGCGAAAGCCGGCGCCACCAUGAUCGACAUUGGCGGCGCCUCCACGUCUCCGGGUCGGCCCGACGUCUCGGCCGAGGAAGAGAUAUCCCGUGUUCUCCCUGUCAUCAAGCUCGUCCGCAGCCUCCCCGAGCUAUCCCACCUUGCCGUCAGCGUAGACACGUGGCGCGCUUCUGUUGCCGAAGCCGCCGUUGCUGCCGGUGCCGACAUUAUCAACGACGUCUCGGCCGGCCAGCUCGACCCGGACAUGCUGCCCUAUAUGGCACGCAGUAAUCGUACCGUGUGUCUCAUGCAUAUGCGCGGCACGCCACGGACCAUGCAAUCUCUGACGGACUACCCUGACGGGAUCAUUCCUACCAUGGCUCGCGAGCUGCUCGACCGAGUCGCUGAAGCCGAGGCCGCCGGAGUGCGCCGCUGGCGCAUCAUUCUCGAUCCCGGCUUGGGUUUUGCGAAGACGGCCCCUCAGAACCUCGAGAUCCUGCGCCAUAUGGACGAGCUUCGCUCUUGGCCUGGUCUCGAGGGUCUGCCGUGGCUGAUUGGCUCCAGCCGCAAGACCUUCAUCGGCAAGGUCCUUGGAGUUGUGAGUCCUCAGGAGCGUAUCUGGGGUACGGCGGCCACCGUCGUAUCGGCGGUUCAGGGCGGCGCGGAUAUUGUGAGAGUCCACGAUGCCGUUGAGAUGUGUCAGGUGGCCAAGAUGGCGGACGCCAUUUACAGGCAGUGA